Molecule: messenger RNA, 26150 nt
Organism: Xyrichtys novacula (pearly razorfish)
Lineage: Eukaryota; Metazoa; Chordata; Actinopteri; Labriformes; Labridae
Source: the annotation of a GenBank genome assembly
AUCCGCGGAGUGAUCGUAGCUUGUCAGAGCCAUGGUCAGAGCGCUGAGAGGCAGUGAACAGCAGAGGUCUAACGUUAGCUCAGCUACUCAUUAGGACAGGAAGACAUUGAGCUGUGAAGACGGUUUGUUGGAAACAUUUCUGCAAGCAAAUGUUAACUUUCGGAUAAUACAGUUUGCUAGACUGUCUAGCGUUUCGGGGGGCUAGCUUUCUGUUUACCAAGUGGUGUUCUGCGGUGGAAAUAGCAAAAAUGUCGUCUCCAAGUCCGGGUAAAAGGCGAAUGGAUACCGAUGUGGUGAAACUGUAUCCUUUCUGAACAUAAACAACAGUCUCUCAAUCGCCAGUUCUGCUGAGAUGUAUGUGGGAAUGUAAUAGGAGCUGGCACUAUUUAUUGAUGCUGCUUGUUUGUCUGCGUGACCCAAAGCAGAAAUAGCUUUCAUUGUGAAUGACUGAUGUUUUUGUGUAAACAACAUUUUGCUAGCAAAGCCAAGUGUUAGCUAUUUCUGUCCCCUGCGAACCUUCACUCGCCUAUCGGGACAACUAUAUUAGCUAAAUCAGAUUCCUCUGAUGUCCUUUUUGGUGUUCUCCAAACUCUGUGUAUCAGUUACUGUAUCGUUUUGGUGUCUACAUUUAACGGCCGAACAGACGCUAACGUUACUCUGCUUUUCCAGGAAUGUCUUUCAUCUUGUUGCUCCACCAGUAGACCUGGCGGCAGGAGAAUAUAUUAAAUCCUCAUAGUAAUGUAGUUUCUUUGUCCGGCUUGCUGUUUACAGGAGGGAUAAGUCAAACUGCCCCCUUUUACACGUUGACACAGGGGCUUGUUUACAUAACGUAAGGCUAACGUCAACUGAAAACGCUGCUGUCUUUUGUCCUCCUCUCGUUAACAUGUUGGCGUUGUUGCAUCGUUUAUGAUGGCUCUCUCGGUCUUUUAUGGCUCUGAUCCACCACCACACGGAGUCUUUGUUUAAUUGUGUUAUUAUUACAUCUUGAAAUGCUGCCUUGUAAUGCUACUGAGCUGGCUGCCUAGUCUGCUGGUUAAUUUCAACAUCAAAAUGGCCACCUGAUCUGUGUGUCUCACUGUACUUCUGUGUCUGCAGGCACAAAUAAGGAAGCCUAACUUGUGUCAUUUUAAUAUAGGUUGUGAUGUGUUUUUUAGUGAGUAAUGGUUAGUGUAAGUGGACAUUACAGCUGUUUGCCAAGUGUUAGAGCAGGUGUCAUGUGCCUGCUGUCGGAAUGCCUGAACUUUUAGGCUCUAUCUAGUGGCUUCUGUUUUUCAAGUCGUUGUCACCAUGUUUACUUUUGAACAGCUGAUUCAUUUGUUCAACUCCACUCGGGGCUGACAUGGGGAUGUCCAAAACGAGCAACCAUGACAGCAUAAAACUGGCUCAUACAAUGUUCUAGCACAGCAGUGUGAACAAGUAGUUUUGUUUUUGUCCUAGCUCUCUGGAAACCAGCUUAAUGAUUGGGUAGUCUGUUACUAGCCGGAAACCACAGGAGGGAGGGACUUGAAACAGCUGAUGGGAUGGCAGCACAGCUUAGUCAAAUAUGGGGCUAAAACUGAGCUAGUCUAAACCAACCCAAAACAAGAGGUUGUCCCAACUAGGUCAGCUCAAAGUUUAAAAUAAGAGGUAUAAAAAUCUUGGUAGUUUAAACUUUUGAAGUUUUGAAUAAAUUAAAAAAUUACUGAUUUGUGCAACACUUAAUCUAAAUUUCAUAACACAUCCUGUCUCUUACCGUCACAUCAGAGUUAGAGUAUCAGAGGUCUAUAGAUACUGCAUGUGGCCACAGUAUGUUAAUAUACUAUCAACAAAGAGGCAGCAGCUAGCUACAUUUCUCUUAUUAUGGCCUUGUGCCUGAGGUGUUUUGUUACCAUGCUUGCUUGUAUAAAUUUAUGCUCCCCCUUCCCAACUCUACUCUGCGUAUGUAUAGUCAAUAGCUGCCAUGGAGUGGAUAGUGAAGAGUUUUAAGGGUUGCAGGGGACAUGGCAAUAGCACUGCACUCCUCUCAUACUUGAUCUGCUUGACUGACAGGCAAGAGCAGGUUUGCUGUGUGCCACCUGCUCUGUUCCCUAUAAUGACCUGUGUGUGUUUUAUGAUACCAUGUGUGAGCACUGGUCAGCAAGUGUUACGGACAACAUAUAUAUGAGUGUUUCAGUGUGUUCCUAUGGUACUGAGAUUUAUGGUCUUACGUAUCACAUGGGUCCACUGCUGACUAGGCUGUCUUGUUGGGUUAGAGAAGGUAUGGCUCCCGGUUACUGGUAUGGAAAACAGUUCCUUCCUUCUGUUUGUGUCCCCAGAGCAAAACUAGCCUUAACAACCUGCUCUCUGUGCUCCCUAUCCUCGCAGUCUCCCUGUGGUGAAACUUAAACCCGAAACUCACACCGCCUUUUAGACAGGAGCUGCCUCUUUCUUAUGGGCUGACACUGUGAGCCCUCACGCAUUAAUUUGCCACAGCCACCGGAGAGCUGAGAAUCUGGAGCGGGGGCCAUUAGGGAAUUCAUGAAAAUGAAUGUCAGAAUGACCUCAGCAUGUAGUAUCACUGGGUUUAAGCUUUGUCCUAAGCCAGGCCAAUAGAUGCCAGCCUGCUUUCUCGCACAAAUGUGCAUUCUUUGAGUGUGCAUGCCAAUGAUCUGAACUCUGUGUACUGCUUGAUGAAACACAGUCAUAGAGGAGUCCUUGGUUUACACUGACUUUUACUGUAACUUACAGUGCGAUCCUUAUCUUCCCAUCUUGCAGCCUUGUACCCCAAAAACAAGAGUCAGCUAUUUUAAUGUCUACUUCUUGCCACACCGGACACCUAAACCUUGAAUGACUUUUUUUCACCCUGUGAUCUGCAUAACUUUUGGCCACUAGCUGUUCAGUCCCGAUUCUUAACAUGCUUCUUUCAUCUUGGAACAUGCUGUUCUUGAGCAAGAGUCCAAGAGUGUGUCAUUUCAAAGAGCUUUACAUUCAGCCUGUUGUGUGGGGUUGACUGCUCACACUGUGUAGGUAGUUGUGCUAUUAUUUGCAUGUAUUCAUCAGUGGUCUACUCGCUUUACAAACGCUUUCAAGCAGUAAGCUGCUGGAAUUUGAGCAAAGGUAGAUUACAAAGGACUAAGCCUAUUUUGAAUGCUAACACAAGCUCUUGUAGUGUCUGGCCCUAUGGAUGUCAAUGCAGAGAAUGGGAGAGAAAAAAAAGGCAGGGCAUAGGAUAAUCUGUACAACAGUUGAUAUUCAGUGAAGAAUUACCUGAAGAACAUGUUUGCACCAGUGUUAUCAUGUUGUUUUUUCUCUUGUAACAGCUGUGGAUACUACUCGUUUUGUGUGUAGUGGAUCUUUGAUAGGCACCCUGCCAGUAAUGGGUUGUUCGAAUCAAAGAGCAGUGUUUGUGACUUUCUCUCACAUUAGGGAACCUCUUUGGAACGGCACUUGUUGAAGGCACUGCUGAGGGCAUCGGCCACAUGAAGUGUUUAUUUUUGUGAUAGCACCAGCCUGAAGGACUAGUGGUGUAUGUUUGUUUAUAUAUGAAAUCUCAUUACAUCAGAGUGGAUGUCCACACAUUUUUAUGUAAAGAGAACAGCAGCCCAGGUGUACCUUUCUACAUUUACAAUUGCUGCCGGAAGGUCUGAAAGUGAUUGGAUAGCAGUCCUGUGAAGCAUGGCGGCUGAUGAAUUAUAUUGGAGACCGUGGAGAGUUGUGUAGGGAGGAGGGGGGCUGCAUGCUUGGUCAGUCUCGGUAUCCAUCAUGAUACCUGGAGUCAGUGUAUGUAGGUUUCUCCGUUAUUUCAUCAAAAGACACAUCUGUGUGCCUCAUCUUUCACCUUUCAAGGUGAGUUUGCAUUUUCAGAUUUACUCCAGGGUUCCUUUUGUUUCCCUGAGGUGACAGCUGAGGCAGGUCCUCAGUAAUCCUGAUUUAUUCAGUUAUCCACAUUCAGGGGGGCAGAAUUCUAGGGUCCAUGUCAACCUCCUCCCUCUUUUUUUUCAAAAUUUUAUUUAAAUGUCCUCUUGCUCCACAUUCCACCACCCUCCCUGAGCAGAAUACCAAUCCUGAGCUUUAUCUGCUCCCUGCUUGGUGUUUCGGCUCCAUUGUGCACUUGUAACAUGACAUCCGGACAGCAUCGGCAGUGGAAGCUUUUGUGUUUUCCCGUUUACAGAAGACCUUGUGACCUCCACCUCCCGCUGCUGUGUCAGACCAUGUCACACAGUCACAGGCGGCUAAUCUGCACCGAGCGUUGUUGCGGGGACUGAAGCAACUAGAUGCAUUUGACUGUGAGGAAGGAGCCAGCAGUUUUCUGCCUGUUCCUGACUGAGGGGGUGAUUGAAUGAAUGGGAGCACGAUGAAACCCAUGACGGGAAUGGGGAAAGCUCUGGUCUGAUGACUAAGUCUCGUGAACUGACAACAUGCUUUGUCAUUACAGGGGAAUAAAAAUAACUUUACAGCAGUAAACGCAAAGAAAUAAGCUAAUACGCUAUCAGGAGAGUUACAUCACAAAUUUGUGUCACGCUGAUUCCAACAUCUGAAUUACAUUUAAGAUAUAGAACCAUAGUACCUAAAAAAUUCAAACCAGAUGCUGCAUUUUAUUCAGUUUACAUUGUUUGGAUUGGGAUCAACACUAUGUUUGACUCAGCCAUGUUUUCCUACACUAAAGGUCCUUUCACACUGGGACCGUUUUUGUCGUGCGAUUAUUUCGGACGUCAGUAUUUUUUUUCGAACCCGUAUCCUGUCAAUACAAACGUUCACAUCAGCGACGUUUUCCCGUCCUGCGAUAUUGGAUCACGAUCCGAAUACUGGAUUUCGGAUCGUGGUCGAUUUUUCCAAAGUUUCGCAUACUGUGUGUCCACUUUUGACCAAUCAGAUUUCGUGUUGUUGCGAUGUCUGAUUUACCGGUAUAUCCAACAUGGCUGACCGGCUAAUUGUUCAUGAUUGUUUACACACACAUUACAAAGAUAACGACCUGAAGGACAACUUGUGGAGAGUCAUAGCGUCGGAUUUCUCAUAUGACGAUGGUUUGUGUGUUUUAACAGUUUGCUAAAGGUCUUUUUUUUUUAACUUACAUCUGUGCUAACGUAAGCUAACGGUUGUUACCAUAGUUUCAUGUGCUUAUCCCUAACUAAUGAUUGGCUAAAAGUGCUGACCGUGUGGCUUGAGCGUGUGAUGACGUUUCCAGCUUUUCAAGCCAGUCAAAGGCAAAGGAGGCGGGACUGUCCCUGGCAAAAGUCUUCCUCAGGAUGCGUCUUUUCCCCCCCGGAAAGUUGCAAAAUUGCAUCGGGCUUAAUGUGUAUAGUCAGGCGCGUCAUUUUUUCGUCCUUCGAAUAUUUCGUAAUUUCGCGUUCUACAUUCAGGUCGGCCCCAGUGUGUAAGGACUUUAAGCCUUGUUUUAGUGGCCAUUGUCCAUUUAGUUAACCCUAAAUGCAGUCAUCCCUUUGUGGUCCACUUUUAUUGUGACUUAAGGUUAAUAUUUAAUCUUAAGGAAGAUGAUCAAACCUGAACAAAGACAAUGUAGAGAACGGCCCACCUACUGUGCCUAUUCAAAAUGUGAAAGUAUGGAAUUAAGAGGGCUGUACUGAGAUAUUUUGGUGUCCUUAAGUCCUGGGAAAAUUAAAUGUUUUUGCUUGUGUUCAGUUAAAAGAGUGUUUGUCUUAAGUUUUUUAUAUUGUGGUUCUUGGGUUGUGUGCUGUGUCUAAAUCCAUGAAAAGAAUGUAAUUGCAGGAUGAUAACAUUUUUCCUCUCCUCCCUCUUGGCAUGAUGAUCUCUUUCUGUCAGUCUUAAAGCUUAAGUACCCUGCUGUUUCUGCGUCUCUUUAUCUGCACCUCCUUAGUGUACAUCAGCUUUUGUCUGCAGCCAUGCAGGUAGAGUUGAAAACAUGCGACAUCAUUAAGCUCCCGCUCUGAUUCCUUUUUAUUUCCUCUUGAGUGAACAUCAAUAAAUUGUGGAGGAGUCUCCUUCUAGUUGGGGGGGCACUUUGAUUGACAGUCCCGUUUUGGGGGUCCAAGAGCAAGGCAUCUCUAACAGUAGGAGAUUUGAGGCCCUCACUGUUAAUCCCACAGUGCAAACAGUGGAGCUUCGCGCACGCAUGGCUGAGUCCUCUUAGAAAAACAGAUGGACUGAAGUUCCUCUCUUUGUCUCGCAUGAUUUUUUUUUUCUUUCUGGCGACUGGGAAGCCGAGUCUGCCUCUGUCGCUCACGUGCACGGCUGCGUUUAAUGUGGAAAACCCAAUGAGUGACCAUAAGGUAGAGGCAUGUUCGGUCACACAGUGUGUUGGCAUAUUGGCUAGUUAGCCUGAGUGCAUUGUUGAAGGAUGUUCACUUGAUGAUAUUUCUGUUUUUGCUACAAUGGAUGGAGAAAGUAGCCUUAUCAAAAAGUGCAGCCCCUACCAUCCACACCCUCAAACUAUCUGGUUAUCUGCCUGUGUGAGUCUCUUCUGUAUUAAGUUGAUAAAAUUAUCUCUGCGUCUGUUUCACUCGCUUGUUCUAUUGAGUUUCCUCCACAUGAAUUCGAUGAACACCUGUGUUUUUUGGGAGUGAAAGCAGACAGAAAAUCUCCUCUCGUCUUGUCAGUAGAUUUGCUCAUUAAAUGGUUGCCUCAGAUUCAGGCCAUUGUUUCUCUUGCCCUGGCUCAGUUUGGUGAUCAUUAAUAAUCAUUUCAUUUGUGCGUACAUGCACACGACUCGCACGCCUGCCUGCCUGCAUACGUACACGCACACGCGCAUACGCAUUCACACCGACUCUGUGCUAUUGCUGUAAAUAGACUGUUGAUUUAGUGAAGGGCUGAGAGGAGGAGCAGCUGAGGGAUUCACGUUUGAUUGCAGUGGGUGGGCUCUCAUCUCUCACCAGAGAAGACAAAGAACUUAGCCUGUGCUGUGCUGAGCUGUAUCAGCUCUCACACAAGAAGGUAGCCGUCACUUAACAGUAUAUCAGUUUUAAUAGAAAUAAAAUCUGAUUAGAAGAUUUUGAGAUGCAGCAUUAGCUUGGUAUUUUUUUUAGAUUUUUUAUUCAAGGUAUUGUCUCACUUAAUGCAAACACUUUACAUAGCAAAGAAAUUGUAUGCUUAAAAAAAUACAGAUACGAAGAUAGAAAAGAUUGAGAUUAUGAUCUCUUAUUAAAACCUGUGAAGUAUAAAAACAGACAGAUUUAACACAUUAGACUACCUGUUACAUUAUCACAUAAAUUUUAAUGUGAUACUCUUGAUUUUGACCUUUAGUUUUCAAAUCAGAGAUGAACCUGAUGUUUGGAUAGAGUUCAUUUACUCCCCAUCCACCGUUCUCUGAGUGCAGCACUUUACAGCUAGCAUUUCCAUGUGGACUUAAGUGGCUCUGGCGUUUGGGGCCAUUUGUCCAUUGAUAUGUAAAACAUGAAGCAAGGUUUUCCUCCUUCACAGACCGCACAUGCUUGUACCAAGUACUCCACUGGCUUUUUAAAGCUCGGCACUCCUGGAAAAGAUGGCUGGUAUAACAGCGGAGGAGAUGUUUGAAGCUGAGUUUUGGUUUGGAUACGACAUUUUGAAGUCAGAGCAGAGCAGGGACUCAAUUUGAAUGAGGGCGCAUGCACACGCUUUUCCAUGCUUAAAUUUUUUUUACCGUUAUGAUCAUAUAAUUCUGAUUUUGACCAGCAUCCUCUGCUGUGAUAUUGAACAUUUUUUGAUGUAUUUUGAGGUGCAGCAGUUGUUGAUCGAAAGUAAACACUAAAUUUGAGCAUCCGAGGGCCUGUAGACUUUGUCACACAUGUAAGUGAUUUCCUAACAGCGAUCAGUGAAGCUCAUGUUGUAUAUUUAGUGAUAAGCAGAGGUUGAAGCGUGUCAGUGUAUCUUGACCUAAAAAAACCCUGCAAAUCUCAAAAUUUCCUGAAUCUGUCAUAACUUCGUCUGAUGAGAACUUCACGGACAUCUGAACGUGCAUGUCUUUAAAAACAUGAUCUACAUCAUUUUGACUGUGUCAUCAGCUCAAAACGUGAGCUUGCACUCAGCUUUUCUGGCCUAGUCUUUAAAGGAUUAGAUCACUACUUGUGGAUAUUAGUUGUAUCACAUGUGCUUAAUCUGUUGUUGUUGUAUGUUUACCUACAUGCUACAAAGACCCCGGGUCCCAUGAGCAGAACUACACAGCCAGAGCAGAGAUCUCUAGUGUCCCCCCUGGGAAAUGGGCAGGAAAAAGGGGAAGUGAGAGCAGCUGGCAUGACCACAGGCCUCAUACUAUCAUACCAGAACACCUCUAUUCUGUUAUCAGAGCCAGCCAGGGCAGUCAUGAACAGCCAGGAGAGCUCCGAGCAAACAGAGCAUACACAGGGAGCAUCCUAGGGACUAGGAGCUUUUUUCAAAAUCAGAUUUUGAACCAUCAAUAACUGGCUGUGUGUUCUGCAUUACCUUGUAUGUCCUCAACUAGAGACGGAAGCAUAGUUUCCUAAUCAGUCAAUAGUUAAAGUCCUCACUACUUACAUGUAAGGAGCCUAAAGGAACCAAUAUCUGUGACCUUGGAGUUCUUCCAGACGCGUUACUGUUCGGUUUUAUCUAGGUAUUCUCCUUUUAAGCAUUCAUUUUCAAGCUUUCUUUUUUUAUAAUUUUUUUUUUCAUGAAGUAUUCCUUUUUUCAUUUUGCCACAUUGAGUAAGAGCAAUGUUUUUAAGUUAAUGACUGAAGUUGCAUUCCCUUUGAAUCACUUGCACCAAACCUAGUGUGAACCUAGUUCACCUAGUUGCAUAUUGAUUGUAAACAGACUAGCAGACAUAACGGAAAAAAAUUCAAAAAGGUUAGAGAGGUGUUUAAAGAUAUCUACUGUCAUAUCAGCAUUGUCAAUGAAAAAGUUGUAAUAAGAUGUCUGUAAUCUGGAUGAAUAAGCUCUUGUUAAAUUUAGCCUUUGCGGUUCAUUAUCUUUUUCCUGCCCUCUUAGCUCACUAUGUAUUCACAGGAUUAUCUAUCUCCUGAGUCAAUGAGCUAGGGGGGGUUCUGGUGGUUGAAAUGGUCGAACAAAGCUCUGAAUCUGCAUUAAAAUUGAAUAGAGAGAGUUGGAUUUAAUGAGCAAUGAAAGAAAGUAAACAGCAGUGGGAAAACGCCAGCCUCAGACUGAGAGAUGGAAAGAGAGUGUGUAGAGGAGUGGGUCAGUGGGGUUGGCUGGUGACGGCUGCAGGGGAGAACAGUGUUUGUUUGGUGUUGAGCUGAUUAAAUCACACUCUCGCAGCAACACCGCCUAUCACUCGCUCUGCCUGCUGUGGCAGGAUGGUUGCUGUGCUACACUAGCUGCAUCUGUUCUCAGACUGCUGAGUUUAGUGGAGGUCACACAGUAAUAAUCCCGCUUGGCUCAAUGCAGUGCGCUAAUACAUCGAAAGUUCAAUGCACAAACACUGGCAAAUUUGCACAGAGGCUGAGAGUUCGAAUGAAACGAUGCAUGAGUACAGAUAUGGAGGUGUGCUCGCAGAGACUGAGAGAGAUGAUUCGGGUUUGCUUUUGUAGUUAUAUCUUGGUAAUGUUUUUCUCGUAAUGAUUGUUUUCUGCUCUAUUUUUAUAAUCCAAGGCUGACUUCUCUUCUUAUCCAACUGUAGCUUCCUGCCUCAAGUAAGCAAGUCCUCAUUCCCUUUAUAUUUCGCAGUUAAUGCAAAUCAGCUCGUACAUUUCUUUACUUGUAUCUCUUACUGUGGAGGAAGCUACCCGCUGCUUACAUCCUGGACAGCUGCUAUAUUUCCUGCCUUUCAUCUGCAAGGCCUUUGAUUGUACAUUGUUGCUACAGUCUGCGAGUGAGGCGAAGAACACGCAAGAGAGGUUGCUCACUUCUUCAACUCUUGAGAAGGGUACAUUAGCAAUUUUCCUGUCAGGUUGUUUUCAUCUUGCUGUGGUUGGCAGGUCAUCUGUAGGUGGUGAUGCACUAGUGUAUGUUGAAACCUUUACCCCCUGGUCUUUGUUUUUCUCCAUACUUGUCUUUAAACAUUUUGAGCUCCUUUAUAGAAACCUGAAUGUGCAAAUUUGUGUUCUUACUCAAAGUUAAUCAGUAAAGGUGUUCCACAGGGCUCUUAACUCUGCCCCGUCCUCUUUUCUGUUUGAGAUGUUUAUGUUGGCUAUUAUUUCACUUAUCAUAGUCUGAUUUUGGUGAUGCCUUGACAAAUCUAAAUGUGAAUGACACAGAUAUAUAAUGGCCUUUCUGUUUCUGUUACUGCUCUGUUUUCAGCUGAAUAUUUUCCAUAUUUUUAACUAAAGCGCCUCAGAACAACACUACAUAUAAAUGUCACGUUUGUCAGUGAUUUCCAGUUAAUAUGGACUUAUUCAUUAAUAUGAUUUGUCAUGGAUUAUUCCUUACUAUUAUUACCUAUAGCUGAGCCAAACAUGGAUUCAGUCCAUUUUAUUUGCCUGUAAGCAAUCAGGCAAAAUCAUCAUCAUUGGCCUGCAGUCCAUGGCAAUGAUGUCAUUCUCACAGAUCUGCCUGCCAGGCCAGAUCAGCAUUCAGCAGGCUGAACUCUUUUCUCUCAUUAUCUCUGCAUCACUUUCUCUGCCUCUCCUCUGGCAUUACUCUCUCCAUGUUUCUUAUAUUUUUUCUUUAGUCUUUAACAGCUCUACAUACCAUGUCCUCAUGCUCUUUUCUUUGCUCUUUCUGCCCUUUGCUCUGUUGGCUGACCUUAUUCUACCCUCUCUUUUUAUGUUCCUCUCCCCUGAUGGGUAUUGAGAGUUAUGGACCAUUAUUCCCUUUCAGGCAGAAAACAAAGUGUGCUCUCCAAGUCACAAACACAAGCACUGCUUCUAAUAUUCUGUCUUUGACAAUUUUUCCCCUACUUAGUGCUGUUAUUCACAGCACUCAGUCUAUUCUCUUGCUCUGUAACCUUGCCCCUUCAUCAUGUCGGAGGAUUAUUUGAUUUGCUGCCUUUCCUGUUGUUUCGGACUAGUCUGCCCAGUACUGAACCUUGCUUUUUAAGGGCUUACUUGAAGCUGAAGGUAUCAGUAGGUGGUGAGAGUAUCAAAUGCUGAUAUGUAAAUUGUCAAAAAUGACUGCUUGAGUCUUCUUUUUAAAUGGGAUUUUUUAAGAAAGCGACUUCUGGAUGUGCAGUAUUUGAAGAAAUGCCUCAUUUUGUUGACACUGGAUUAUAAAAUUUAUUACAUCACCCUGGUUCCUCUUGCCAAAAAAAGAUGAGACAAGGAACUGCUGUGACACUAGCCAGUGUUUCACUUUGAGUAGAUCUACAUCCUCUGUCUCUGAAGAGGGAAACAUGCCAGCGUGAAUGCGACCGCAUUGUUAAACAGAAGGCUGUUUAUGACUCCCAAUCAUGUUUGUUUUCCAUUCUUAGAAAGAUGUUGGUCUGGAUGGGAUAUUUUGAUCUCGGGUCAGGCAGGGAUAGUGGCCUGAGUGAACCAGAAGGAAAACAAGACAUGUCUAGACCACAACUGUAAAUGCUAUUUAAUGUGUAUUUUUGCACUCGAGCCUUAAAUUGUCCCUUAUAAAUGAAUAAAUAGAAAAUAUUAAGCUUUAUUUUUGAAUCAACUCUGAUAUAAAACUGAAUGCAGGUGAGUGUUUGAUAGCCAGUAUGUCAUAUAAAGAAAGUCCUGCUGGUCAGUGAUAUCAACACAGAGGUCUUUUUUUCUGAGGCUUUCAGGGUUGUCUGUAAAAUUGGAUGUUCUGUGUGCAUGUUCCCUUGGAUUGAUCAGACUCUUUGUUACAGAUUAGAAAUGUAUGAGACAGGAUAUUGACCAGGCUCUAUUUACAGAUUACGAUAUAUUUAUACUAAUCCAAGACCAGGGGGAUGAUUGUAUAGUCAUUAAAGUGGGUUUAUUAAACAAGUAUAUGCAUAACCUUCAUCAGAACAAUGUCAGUAAGAGGUUAUUAGCUUGGAAUUAGACAAGAUCGGCAAAGAUGACAAUAAGCUACCGCAGGCACUCUGCUUCUCUUCAUUAUUUUCACUCAAUCUACUAAUUAAAAGCGUUGUACAUCAAUAAAUCAGGGGGAAUGCAUGGUGAACAUAUUCAUCAUGCAUUAUCCCUUAUUACUCAGCUAACAACUGGAGGCAUAAACAAACACAAACAUUGGUUCAGAGACAAUAUUAUUGAUUUGAAAAUAGUAGUCUCUCUGCUUCAGUGGUUGGAGGUGCAUUUACAGCAAUGCAUCCUAAUCCUCCUCUUGCUGCAUGAACAAACAUCACACUUGGCAUUUCAAUUAAUGGUCAAGAUAAAACACCAGUGUGCUCGUAGAUAAUCUAUGGACAUUUACAUUGAAUGCUACAUCAAACAAAGUGAAUGGAACUUCUGUAGGGAUAUUUCUAGAUUGCUUUUUUUGUUCUUCCACACUAAAGGUAACAUUAACAUUGUUGCUGUUAACACUAGAGUUUUUUUUUGUAGAGGUGGACAAAAGAGAUGAACUCACUCUGCUGCGGUUACCUCAAUCACAGUUCAGGAUCUUGCUCCUCUUUUCCCUGUCAGAGAUAGUUGGGGUCAAAUAGCUCCUCUGGCAGCUCCUUUGUCUUUGCCUGCUUGCUGUUAUUAUUUACUCCCCAGCUCUCAAGAUAAACCUAAGAGAGGAGUUGUAUGGCAUAGCUGUGCUCCUCAAGAUGUGGCAGGUGUAUCUCCAUGACAGUCCGGCUGCUUGGCUGAUAUUAGGUAACAAUAUAGAUAUAGAUCCACAAGAAUGCCACAAUUCUUCUGUCAAGUAAUCUGAAGGUGGAAGGGGGCAAAAAGAGGUAUACUUUUUGAAACAGGCUACUGGACAGUUAGCAUCAACUGUUUUCUAUGUAUGGAUUCUUGGCAUCUUUGUACUUUUUGGCUUCUGCGUUUUGGGAAACUAAAGUAUUCAUUGCUGAUGUCGUCACAUUUCAAAAUAAGGGUCUCUUUUUAGGUCCCAAUUUCCUGUCAUGCUUCGACUUGCCAGAUGCAAUUACACUUCAAACCACACUCUCCAGACCAGACUGCGUGCUGUGUUCGGACACAGAUCUGCAGCUGACUUGAGGGGGAUGGUGCUGGCUGGCAUCUUCUCCGUUUUUGCAAAAUUUUAACAACAAUUUUAACAAACAGCCUUCAUUGCUGUGUAACUGGCUUCGGCCACCAGUGUUUUGAACAGACGUGUAGAAUGAUGGUGGCACCAAAUGAAGGUCUUGCACUCCUGUAACUGCUCAGGUCUGUUUAUGUUUUAUUCUCCUCCAGCCAGUUCUUUAACACAAGUCCAUACUAGUGUGUCAUGUUUGUUUCUCUUCUUCAGUUUGGCCCACCUCUUCUCUGCUUAGUCAAGCUGCCUAAUUUCUCUCCUCUUAUGUUAUCUGUGCUGUUUUCUUCUCGUCAUUUUACUUGAUGAUGACAAAACAGUAUUUUUUUGUGUUUUCCAAAUAAACUUAGGGUUAUAUUGAACUUCUUCAUUGUUGUUCAGCCUUCAUGUCAGGAGCCUUCCCUCCUUCCUCUCUGUAAGUCUUCCUUGUCCUCUGACAACAACGUUAGUGUUGUUGACAACCCGUUGAACUCUUCAAGCUUAGCAAAGUGCGCGCAAGUUUUUGGCUUGUAGUUAUGUGGGAGGGGCUUCAUCGUGUCAUUUGAGGCUGCAGAGAGGGUGAUGUAAGGUCUUGAAAUAUUGACAGCAAUAAUAUUGAAGUACCUAAGCAUGAAUAACAUUUAACACUUGUGAUGAUUCAGGUCAUUGAGCGUCAUGUUGAUGUGCAUGAAACCACACUGCAACACCCAGUGUCUUUUAAGUGAUCUCGUCAGUGAUUCGGAUGAAACCAGUUUGCAUUUCCAGUGUAAUGAGUCAUCAGGUCAACAAAUGUUUCAGCACAUAGCUAAUUGGUAUAUAGACUGUAUCUCCUACCUAUUCAGAGCAUUCACUUUAUUUGGUUUCUGACUGGCUGGCUGACAGGUUGCUUUUUGAUUCAACUUUAAAGACAGUGUGUUGAAACUGGAAAAUCAAGUGUGCGGCCACUCAGCAAAUAGAAAAAUGCAUAUGUUAACAAGUUUGUUCGGUCUCUGCUACUGUAAAAACAUGGCAGUGCGAGAUGGUAGCCUCAGCAUGAAAGGACCUGCUCUUAUGUACCUAUAAAAGGCUUAUUCUAGUUUAAACAAUUUUGUAUUUUGUGUCCCACUAUCCUUUAAGAUACAUCUUCCAUCUGUCAGACAGUUGAGGAUUUACUAGCUUUUCCAUGAACUCUUGUGUUUUAACAGACCUGCCAAACCUCUUCGUAAAAAGGGUGGAAGCUGUUGCUGACAGUGUUUAGGAGCCUUUGGUCUUUUGGUGGAUAAGACCAUUGCUUUCUUGAUGAGUGAAGGAUGUCCUUUGAAAGUGAAUUAUUAUGUUGUGAAUGGCUUAAGUAAAGACAUACAACAGAGGAGAGAGCGAGAGUGUUAAAGCUGAUAAUAAGGCCAACAAAGACCACACCGGUGUGAAGAUGAACGGUUUUUAAAGAGGAUGUCAUUAGGUGAGGUUUGGUGGAAGAUAUUGGCCACUCUUAAACUUUGAAGCAAAUGAUAGUUUGUUUGUAACAGAGGAAGGUUCUCAAGCUAACCACAGAAUCCUGUAACCUGUCUGUGUUAGCACAGUGUCAAAAAGGUAAAGCUUUUUUUUCAGCAAAACCAGUUCUUCUCUUGCUUGAACAGCCAGUAUAGGCAAUGUCAAUUAGCCUGCGGCAUAAUCAGUGUGGAUUCAACCCCAUUAAUAGCUUAUCUCCCACCCUGCCUCACUGCUGUGUUCUAUAACAUAACACACACACACACACACACACACACAGCUCAUACCAUCCCCCUCCUCAGCUUUGCUUCCCUCUCACGUGUGGACGGACACACAUUCACUCACACAGCAGCAUUUUCACUUCAUGCAUAGAUGUCCUCAGAUGAAGGGCACAGUUUUGGGCUGCCGAAUGUAAAACUCAUUUCUUUACUUUGACUGUAAUCUCUUGUCUUCUUGAGGGUAAGUUGUUGUUUAGCUAGCGUGCUUUAUAAAAAUGAGUAUUGUCUCAGUGUUAGUGGUCACUCAGUUUGCUCAGACUUUGCAUCAGAAUGGCUCCUUGACUCCUACAUGAGAGAGAACAGAGAGGUUCCUCUUAUAUCUGACAAUGACACAUUUCCUUGCCGGAGCCAGCAACUCAGUCUGCUCAUCGCAGACUCAACCCGUGCUUAAAAUAACCCUUUGAUUUAACCCUUUGGGGGUCAGUCUGCUAAUGGGAUACACACUCAAUCAGGAUUGACAAGCCAGCUGCUACUGUGUGUCAUGGAAAACUGAUUUUUAUCCUGUCUCUUGUACCUUCAGCCUCUCAUGUACUCACUCAGUCUCUCAUUUUGCGGUAUUUUCAUCUCUAUCUUGUUUAUUUUCAUUCCAAGUCUCUCUCUCUCUCUCUCUCUCUCUCUCUCUCUCUCUGCUUCACUUUUAUUUCUAGCGCUUCUUCCCUCUGCUCACAUGAAAGAGAGAAGAUUUCUUUGUGAUGAUUUUGCGUUAGCUCGGAGAUCAGACAUGACCAGAGCGAGUGUACAUUACAAGCCCAUAGCUGUAAUGUUAGGUUUGCAAUAUGAUAGACUGAAUAGAAACAAGCUAAUGUGCUUUAGGGUUUGUUAUUAAGUCAUUACAUCUGCUACUGGAGUUCUUGUGGAGAAUGCUGGUUCAUUAUUUCCUCCUCUAGCCAUAAUAAGAUCAUAUUGGUAAUAAGUUUGGUCUUAUAUGUACUGGGCUGGUAAUAGGUUCAGAGCUUGAUCACAUAACAACACAUGAACAUGAUAGCGAUCACAGGGCCAGAAGGCUCGUUUUGAAGUACCAGAAUUAUUUAUGAUGCAUUGUAUGAGGAAAUCUAGUGUUAUUUUGGUUCAUACAUCACAAUGAAGUCUUAGCAUCUGUAUGCCAGUGGGACUCGCACUCACAACUUUGUGUUUGAGCAUCUUGAUAUUGAUUUCAGGGAUAGAUACUGAGAUUUAUUAUUGAACUUCAAGAAGUCAGUCAUCGGCAAUAUCAUUGGCCUGAUGUUUUCCAGGACAACGUCGGCUCUCUGGCUUAUAGCAGAGCGACUUCAUUUUAUUGGAGUAGUGCACAGCUCUUCAGUUACUUUAUUUGCAGCCUCGUGGGAUCAGAGAGAUUUGUUUCAGGCACUGAUCAAAUGACAUCAAACUAAAGCAUAAGAUUGUGAUACACUUUUAAACAUAAGUAAAUGUUUUUUUUCUUCUACACCCUUUAAGGUGUUCCUUAUCAGGGUCAAAGGGAAUUAUCCCUCCUGUGACCUUGUUCUUGCCUACUUUACUGCAUGACAAAUAAGUAACCUGAAUAAGUAACCAUUACAAUUUUAUUUGAAAUGAGACACACGUGUAUCUACUUGUAUUUAUGUUUGUUAAAAUAAGGUGUUUUUGUUGAAGAUGGUGGGACAGUGUCGGCUUCAGUUUCCUUUUGUUCAUCAGGCGGCAGCUUCAUCAAAUACAGCUAUAAUCAAAGGUAGAUUUCUAUGAAUCAUGGGUGGUUUGUAUGGUAUUGUAUUCAUGAAAUGCUGAAACAGGACAGGGUUGUCAUCAGUGAGAGCUGCAAGGAUAACAUAACCUCUGCUUUCUCUCCAAGGAGGCAGGCUCCUGUAUUUUGUUUCCAUGUGUGGACUUGUGUUUUAUAUCCGAGGGGAUUAUUCCAGAGUGACAGGUGGAAGGAGGCCUGUAGCAUGGGUGAAUAUGAUCUACCGGCUGGUGUGAGUGUGUGCAUGAUUUUGUUGUUUUUGAAAUCUGUGGCUAACAUACCGCACAUUUAGUCAGGGAAUAUUAAUUCAGUGUGCUGAAUGACGAAUUGGCAUAAAGCUAUCUAUUGUCAUCGAAAAUGACUCUCCAGGACUUGGGGUCAGAUCAGAAUCCAAGUGUAAUCUCUCUGCAUUGAUUUGUUUUCAUUAUCUGUCAGAAGCUAUCAUAUCUUUUUCAUUUUCAGAGCUCUGUAUAAAAUGAGUGCAUGAUGUUCGGUAGGACAGAGGAGAAAGGUCAGACUCUGCCUCUGUCUCUGUAUUCUCGGCUUCAAAGCAUGUGAUGGUGUGUAACUCUUGAAACGAAUGGGCGUAAAUUACCGUUUCAGAGAGGCCAAAUUGUUAGUGACCUUGGCUAUUAUUCAAGAAUUUUCCAUUUCUGUAGUCCCUCAGGUUGUGGUAGUUUUCUCUAUGCAGACGUAGGAAGACAUUUUCCUUAACUGCCUUUACAGCAUCGAGAGCAAGCACGAAGUCACCAUCCUGAGCGGACUCAAUGAAUUUGUAGUGAAGUUUUUCGGACCACAAGGAAGUAAGUAUUUGUCUUCACACAUCUAACAACAAAAAUUUUUUAACAUGUCCUAAAUUGCUGCUGAAUAUCUGUCGAGGCUCUGUAAUAUAUUUCCUGAAAGUGGAUAAAGAAUUUAGGUCAUCUUUUUGUCCCGGUUACUAGAUUUAUUGAACAUGUGAAGAAUGUUGCUGUGUUUGCCACAGGGAUCCCAAAUGUUCUCCCAUUAUUUCAGCUUCUCUGGCAAGUGUUUCACAUUUUUAGAGCCCCUGUGAGGAAUUUUAAGCUGAUAACGAAGCAGACUAAAAUUAAUUCUGGUGCCUUUUUUUUUUUUUUUUUUUUUUGACCUACAGCAGUGACAACAUUGGGCUUCGUUCACUAGCUUUUCUUAGGAAGACAUUUGUUCUUAAAACUGACUUAUUUUGUAAUCAAUAAGAGCCUAAUAUUCGCUUCAGCUUUCUAUCUACAAUUUGUUCUCAACAUUAAGAUCAAAAUCAGAUUUGUUUUAUUGGUAGGUGUGUCAGCUUAAGAUCCAAAAACACUGAAUAUUAAACCAUUAUGUACAAGAUCACAGCCUGUUAUAAUGGUGUCUACAAUUUCAACUACAGCAUUUAUCACCUACGUUUCCAUAAGAGUCAUGAGGAAUCUAACACAUCUUCAAAUGAAUUGUCUAAAGAAUAAAAAAAUAGGUGAUUGUAGCUUUUGAUGUCUGAGACACUUGUCCCUUCAGAUUUAAGAUCAGACAUUUCUGUUGUUUUCAUUCAACUUCAUCUUGUGCGCACCUUCCUCUUGGCUACAGCGCAGAAUUCCUGAUGUCAGCCCUCUCUGAAUGAAUGGUAUUAUCAAAUGUAUCUGUUUUUAUGUCAAAUACUGGUGUUCAUUCAUAUAAUGAAACUAGGGGUGUCCCAAUACCACUUUUUUACCUCUGAUACGAUAACGAGAGCCUUCAGUAUUGGCCGAUACCGAUAUUGAACCGAUAUUAGCACAAACUUUUGCAUGACAAGUUUUGCACUUUGCCGCAACAUCUUUUUCGGACUUGAAUGAAAAUACUGCAACAGGGCCGACAUCACUUGUACUUCUUGCUACUUUGUCAGAACCAUAGUACACACUGUUGUUUACAUCACAUGGGCUCUACAUGCUGGAUCCAGGUGCUGCUAGAUAGAGUCUGGAAUGGACUGCUUCUAUCGAAGUUCUGAUAUCAGAGAUUUUGAAUGCAGGCCAAUAUAAUCAGAUACUCGAUUUUUUGCUGAUAUCGGACCAAUAUCCGACAUCAUUAUCGUAUCGAGACACCCCUAAAUGAAACUAAUCUGCCUUUUUGUGACUACUUCCAGCAGCUCUACAGUGUGCAGUCAGUGAUUUCUUUUGCUACGUCUUUGUACUUUUCUUUUGAAUUUUAUAUGUGCACACUGCUCAGACAGCCUUCUUUACAUUUCCCAUGACAAGGAUUCUCAUUAAGUCAGAUAUUUGACCUUUAAAAGACAGCAGGGUGAGAUUGGUGGUUAAAAACACUAACGGGAUUAGAGGUGUCAAUGUCCACAGGGGGCGCCAUAAUCAGCAUGAACUUUAAUGUUAUCACAGGAGCCUAAAAACUGUUUAAAAACCCAGAAGAUGACUCGAUAAUCAGUCCACAUGUGGUGUUUGGUCAAAUUCUAAACAGACCAUAAAGUGAUAUUAAUGUUCCCCUGAGGGCACCCAGCUCAGGAAUCUGUCAUCCUCCGGUUUGCAUCAUAAAGAGAGGUUCCUCACAGCAGGCCUGGAACGUACAAAGGGUUCAAACCACCCCUGAGGCCAAAAUGUCUCAAAAUCCAAGGAUCCAGGCUGGAGGGGAAUCUGGACGAGGAGCGCAGCCUCAUCAACAGGAAAUACUUCUUCUGCCUGCAACAUCUGUCGUACUAAAACCACUGCCACUUACGCAUCAGUAAAGAGAGGAAGUGGGUGUUUGACCCCGUUUAUGAUGCCUUGUAACGAUGCCAAAUAAAAUGGGAUUGAUGCCUCUCCUCAUGCGCUUGAGUGAGCACGCUUGCCACCAUUCAUCCUUAAAACAAGCGUGUUUUCAGUCAUCUUUGUGCUGUUGAGUAUGAGAAUGGCACAUAAGGCUCUUGUUACACAGCUAUUUUAAGAAAGCACCUCAUACUCACACUGUCUCCUCCUCUUUGAUGUCAGUGUAUCAUACGAAGUGAAGCGGAGAAUUCUCAUGGGCUGAAAAACAUUACUGCAUAAAAUAAAAGAAAACCGGGAAGGAAAAUAGUGUGUGCCGCUUUUUCUCAAGUGGCCAUUCUCUUUGUUGUGUUUGUGACCAAAGGAGAAAGAAGUGAAGAAAAGAUACAGGCCUAUAUUUUCAUGAACCAAUGUAAGCACACUAUGAAUAAGAUAACAGCUGUUUUUCCCCUCUUUCAUGCAGCACCGUACGAGGGAGGCGUGUGGAAGGUGCGAGUAGAUCUCCCCGACAAAUACCCUUUCAAAUCGCCAUCAAUAGGUGGGCUCUCUUAUCAAAUAGCAUAUUUUGAUUUUACUUUUAUUUAAGCUCCAUCUUAAUAUAUAUAUAUAUUUUUUAAAUGUCUCUAACUCAACUUUUCUUUCUUAUUUUUUUAGGAUUCAUGAACAAGAUUUUUCAUCCCAACAUUGAUGAAGCGUAAGUUGAUGUUCUUCUUGUGUUCUGAUGUUUUUAACCGGCCUCCAACACACCAAACCAGCAGUGAUUUUUAUCAUGCAUUUUAAGCUUAUUCGUUUUUUGAAAUUAACAGCUACAAACAUGCGAUUGCUGUUUAAACUUUUAUACGAGUCGCUUGAAAAUCAGCAGCUCAGCAGAGCGCUGCGUUUGUGAAGUCCAUUAACCCACGGCUUAAAGGCCACUUCCUGUGAAGGACACAGUGUGUGAGGGCUGGUCUCUGGGAGGACCUGAUGGACAGGCUGAACCUGUGCCACCUCCUCCCCAAAUGAGACAGCCUCAAAACACGAAGAAUGAACAUAAUGAUGCAUUCAAGGUGGUUCCCCUUCAGCAAGAGUGAUAUUUAUCACCAGGAAAGUGGCUGGAGGUGUAACAAAUGUAAAUGAAAGUGGUGCUCUGAGGCAAGGAGAUAAAUAGAGAAAUGAAUGACAGUGAUGAAUUGAACUUUGUUUUUUGUUUUUAAUCUGUCACUGCCAACAUUUUACCUGCUUCCAAGAGCAGCCGGUGGUGUUUGUGUCAACCCUUUCACCUUUUCUCUUCUCGGUUUCCCCAGGUCAGGGACAGUGUGCUUAGAUGUCAUCAACCAGACAUGGACAGCCCUUUAUGGUGAGUCUCCGCUCAGUGUAUAUGCCCAUAUUGAGUUUCCCUACAAGAGUCCUGUGUGCUUAUGUGCAAAAGAACUCAACACGGAGCCAUCGGCACCAAAAAGUUCACUGCGGGUCCCUCGCUGCUAGGACAUGUAGACACAUUAGGCAGUUGUGCACAAUUGUCCCUAAUCUACUUAGUGAGGAGGGGGGGUAGUGCACACUAAUGAGGUAAUACCCUCACUCAGCAAGGUCAGAAAACGUUCACCUCCGACAGGAAUGAUUUACUGUCCGUCAGCUGUGAGAGACACUGACAUGCUGUCACAUAUCACACCCAGCAGAGAUUGAACUCACCGUUUCUUGCCCAGUUUUUUUUUUUUUCCUGUGCUGUCACUAUGUCUCUGUCUCACUGCUGUCCCAGCACCAUUCCCCCGAUUUCCCAUCAUUAAUUUCUCAUUACAGCCCCUCCACAGGGGCUGACAUAGCUGUUGAGCUAAACAAAUGACUGUACAGUAAUAUCCCUAACAGAUGUUUCAGCAUCCAGCUCUAUUUAUUUUAAACGCUGUCUUGACUAUGACUCUAGGGAGGAUGUUAAAGACCCUAAAAUGUGUUGAAGAGCUUGAUAACUCCUGAUUGCAGUGUUUUGCAGUUGUUAUUUUUACCUUGUCCUAUACAUGAGAAACUUAUAGUAUGUUGGCUUUGGAAAAAGUAAAUGAGAUUGGACAAUGAUUGAGGGAAAAGUCCAAUCAGCCUGCCAGUCUGUGAGAGCGAGACAGAACAAAAGCACUUGAUUAAAUCAGCUAAAUCUGAUAAAACAGCACAAAAGACUAAAGGAAAGUGUUUGUUUUUCCAGCUUGAAUGGACUCUACGGUGACACCUAGGAGAUGAGAGCAGCAUUACAGGUUUUUCUAGUAGGCCUCAGCUCUGAGAGAAAGCAGAGGCCUACUCGUAGAGAGCUAGUGAAAGGGAUUAGUGUCUCUUUGAGGCCAUCAGACUUAGGAUUUUAUGUUUGCGGUCUUGCUGCUCGCAUAUUUCACCAACCUUACUGAUUCUUGUGUACGGUCAUCAGCGAGUGAUGUGUGGAAAUUGAUUAUAAGCUUUCCUCCGGCCAGUUGAGAGAGGAAGCAAUUUAAUACGACAUGUAUAAUUGGCAGAGUAUUGGUUUGGAUAAUUGUCUGAUUACUCAUUUAGUUCAGAUGGUGAAGUGUUAAUCUGUCCUCCUCUCCUCCAGAUCUGACCAACAUAUUUGAGUCGUUCCUGCCGCAGCUGCUGGCUUAUCCGAACCCCAUCGACCCCCUGAAUGGAGAUGCAGCUGCCAUGUACCUUCACCGGCCUGAGGAGUACAAGCAGAAAAUCAAAGGUUUGGAUCCCACACUCCAGAUAUUCUUUCAACACGUGUUAUCUUAUCACUCUUCAUUUCUGGUGGAUUUGGCUCAAUUUUCUUUCUCUUUCCUUCUAGAGUACAUCCAGAAAUAUGCAACAGAGGAGGCUCUGAAGGAGCAAGAAGAGGGGGCAGGCGACUCUUCAUCCGAAAGCUCCAUGUCUGACUUCUCAGAAGACGAGGCCCAGGACAUGGAGUUGUAGUGAUAGGAGGGCUCCCCCAUCCCGCCCCCUCCUUUAACCCCCCACAGAGACUAUAUUUGAUUUCCUAACCAUGAGAAAAAGCAGACUUAUAAUAUUCAUAUUUAAACAAGUUGAUUUUUUUAUUAUUAUUAUUACUACUAAACAAGGAUUUUUAUGGAUAUCUAGCCUUUUGGUGUGUUUGACACCCCUCCCAUUCUGUAGCCGUUUCUCCCUACACAGACGUCGCGAUUGCUCACACAUUCUCUCCCCCCUGUCAUCGCCGCAGUUUGAAUGUGCGUCAUGUAGUUUUAAAGGCAGGAAAUCUCUCCAUGAAAAGUCUCACCUUUGCUCAGUUUCUCUUUUUGAAGUACAGUUUUCCAGUGAGGCCUGGAUUAUCAAAUCUUCUUUCUUUUUCCACUAUGCCUAUUCUCUCUGACCAACAUUUUAUAAGAUCUUCCACAACAAACAGAUCUGCAGAGGUUUGCUUGCCAGAGUGUACAGCUAUAUGACAUAACCAAGGGGGCAAGAAUGUAUUUUAAAGCGCACAAUCACACAUAAGGUGCAUUAGCACACAUAGCAAAGAAUUAAGGAACAUUUGUGGCAAUAUGCACCUAAAAUCAACGCUGAAUGUUUCCUCGGCAGAUCUUUUUCAUUAUAUUGAAUGAGACAUGCCAGCAAAGAGUAUUCUUUAUUUUAACUGCUGCCUUGACUUGUUACUUAAGUUAUUGUUACUCUUUUUGGACCUGCUGCAGCUGCCUGUCAACAUGUAGGGCUGUGCAGUGCAAAGAAAAAGGCUUAAAUAUGAAGUUAGGUCUUCGGAAACGAAUCAUUUCAAUGCAUGUCUCAUUACAGGGCAAGUUACAGUGUGGUGACAAAGAUAUGCAAGAUGCUUUUAGUGUUGAUUUGUGAAACGUACACGUGUUUUUUGUGGAGGUUUCGGUCAGAUUCAAGAGGUAUAAUGGAAACUGAAAACAGAGCAGAGCUGCCCUUUAACCAUUUGACCAUAGAAGUUUUAUAUUUCAGAAGUGUGCUCUAGUUUUCUGUCAGGAUGCACUCGAGCGACAAACAUCCUCAUUUUGCAUCUUGCAUUAUUUUGUAUCUUAAAACAAAUUUCUAAUAGUGUUAUCGCUUGAGAUAUACAAAGCAGAGAACGAAUGUAAGAAUCACCUUUUGUGGUAAUUUAAGAAAAACCAGCAGCAAAUUUAGGUUCGAUUUUAGUGAAAAGCAACAAAAAAUGGUCACAUGGUUAUCAAGUAGAUCUGAAUAAAGUUGAACUGAUUGGUGUAAGAUUCAGGUCUGUGUAGCGUCAGUCCUCGUCACAUUCCACAUUCUGUUACCUGGAGUUUGCUCUGAUGCAUGCCCUUCAUUUUUGGUCUCACCUGUGAUAUGCACCCCCAGCUACAUCACCUGGACUUUCAUACUUUACGUCUACCUAGAUGUGGUCGCUACUUCGAAGAGGAUUACAAAAUAAGAGCCAAAUGUGUGACAAUUAGGCUUGUAGCAGCUUUUUUGUUUCAGGGGAGUUGGUUUAAAUUUAAACUCAAAUGUACAGAUUUGAUUCUCAUCAAAAAACAACUCUGAUUUGUUUUGAAAGAAAAUGCAAUCGCCGCUUUGACUUCUAGCUGUUUUUUCCUCCUUGUACAUUUUUGCCCGAUGGGGGGGUCAACAUGUUUGGAUUUUCUUUUUCUUUUUUUAUGUACAGCAUCUACCUUGUACAGUGCUAAGACACCUCUCUGUAGCCUCAUGAAAAACUCAACCUAAAAGAAAAAAAAACACUGGCUGAGUGAUGCUUUGUUGAGGCUGAAGUUGCAGUCGAACUACCUAGGAAACCUUGAUAUGUACUCACUUCAUAGAUUGCAGUAAGAAUCACUGGUUGCUUUGUGGGCAGAUUGUGGAUCGUACCCAGGAGGUUCCCCCCUUUUAUCACCUCUGAUUUCAGCUCCCUCUUCUGUGCCUCAUCACAAAACGACUGUGACCAUUGGAGAAGUCCCCUGAAACCAUGUUUUCCAAAAAGCCAUGACGCUCAAAAAAAAAGCACAUUGAUAUCACUCAUCCUACUUUAAUUCUUCUCUUCCUGCAAUUUGAUCCUUACCCCGGACUGAGUGGCAUUUCUCUGAGAUAAUGCAGGAGUGUUAGACUUUUAACGGCUCAGGUUUGGUUGUAUCUUGCAUUGUGAUUAACAUUUUCACCCGGGAAGUACUGAAAGGCUGGAAAUCAUGCUACUAUUUGUUAAACUGUGCUUUUUACAUGUCAGGAUAGUUAGUUUUUCUGGGUGUUGACUUCCACUAAACAUCAUAUGCUACUUUAUAUGACCGUAUUACAGAUAGAGUGUAGCUAGUUUGGUACCUGAUAAAGCAUUCAUUGCUUACCUGACUUUUUAGUUAGUGUCUGUUGUGUGGUUUAAAUGUAAGAUACUCCAUAGACAUGCCUGCUUGUCGUCGUCUUCUUGCAGAUUCAAAGUUGUACAGAUGAUUGUGAGGGAAACCAAACGAGGGUGGUGUUUGACAUGUCGUGAGCCUGAUGGAUCUAACUGUACAGAAAAAAAAAAGUGUGGUGUAAUUGCCCUUUACAGAAGAUUGGCUUUAACCCAAAACGUAAUAUAUCAUAAAGAGCAGACACGCCUCCCUUAUUUGUUUAAAUGCCAGUAUUUAUCUGAUGAGUUUGACUGUUUAAAGCUAUGGGAUUAUAAUUCUUAUCAUCCAGCCUGGGCAAAGUUGUCACUGUUAGCUCAGGGUUAGCUUUCUUGUGCUAACUUGUGAUGUUGAAUGAAGGCAGUAUAAAGCAUUGUGAAUGUUUCACCUGAGUGUGUAUGAGCCAUAUCCACUCGAACAAAACAAACCUGCUAACUCUACAGAUUCCUACCUUGACUUUUGCCCCCCCCCCCUUCUCCUUUAGCUGCCUGGAAAUGUGUAUUUAUUCAUUACUGCGGAGAUCUCCUUUUUGUUUUGGUUUUAAUCUUUGUCACUAUUAUCCCGUUUAAUAAUUCCUAUGAUGACAAUUUGAUCUUGAGUUUUUGUUUUAAAAAUUCAGAUUGGAGUUCCUGUUUUACUUUACAAUUGUGCAGUAUUCUACCAGAGUGCUUAAACACAGUAUAUCCUUGUAAAGAAUUGUAAUAAAAUGGCACAUUAUGAUGCAGUGCUGCAACAGGGAUAGUGAUAUUUUUGUCUCAAGAUUCUUGUGUUAGGGUAACAAUCUUAGGUUUGGUUUUUUCAGCAUUAUAUGCAUCUGAUGGGCAAUAAAUUGAUCAAAUGCCAAUAAUUGUCAAGAGAAAUACUGACUGCUUUUGUGUUUCAGGUUGCCUUCACUUCAUUUAAGAGCUCUAGAAAAGGAUUAUGCAACUCACUGCGACUUAAAUCCUAAAUUACGUUUGGGAAAAGUGUGGAAAAACAUGUUUACUGUGAUUUUAUUUAUAUAACCGUCUUUUAGGCCUCCUUUCACCUCUCUGCUUCAGUAACAAUGUUUGACCACCCACAGUUUUAAACAGCAACUCCAGACAACCACGUUAGGAUUCAGCGGUCCUCAAAAUACACAAUUCAGAAGUCCAGACCAGACCCCCAUAACUGCACUCACACUCCCCCACACCCACUACUCGCUGGAUACAAUAAAGAUGAGCACUGGUCUAUCAUUAAUCCAGAGGCAGCACGUUCAGGGUCCAUUCUCCUCUUUUUUUUUUAUUAUCAGCACAGCUGCAGAGAGCCAGCACCCUGAUCCUGUAAAAUCACCUCCUCCUCCCUCCCCGUGUGUUGACUGUGUCCUCUCGUGCACUUGCAUGCUUCUGGUGUGGAGUGGAGGCUGGCUUGGUGCACACCUCUCCUCAUUCUGUCUUGUGCUUGUGUGGAUUUGUGCCCUUUGCAGGCCUACUGCUGCCAUCAGGGGAUUAAGCAGGCACACACAGCAUGGAAAAAUGGCAGUUCUUUUUUUUUUUUUUUUUUUAAAUAGAAAACUAUGUAUUUGUUACCUAGUGUGUGAUACUUGAGGGUUAAAAAGUCUAAUGUUUUGUUUUUUUUCUUUUUUUUUCGGUUGUUUUGAAAAGUCCAUCCUCGGUCUUAUUUUUAUCACCCUCUCUGCCCUCCUUCUCUUGUUUUUUCUUUGCAUUGUGAAGUGGGCAUGCUUGUCAUAAAAAAGACAAAAUGCUCUCUAUUAAUAGGCUUAUAACCUCAUAAAUAGUUGUGUAUAAAAAACUGUUAUAACUUCUUUUUUAAUAAAACAUUCAAUGUGUAUAAAUGG